AUGGCUUCAAGAAGUGAAGAUGAGCAACAGGGGGCUUGGUACUUUGGAUCGAAUUCAUACGUUCCAGAGUCCAGUUCUGAAUCAGAAGAAAAGCCACAGAAUAUGGAAGAAAUAGGACCACAACAACAAAAUCAGCAUAAGCCAAGACUCACGAAUGAGUUAAGGCAAUUUAUUUUCCAAGACAUGUUGUCACUAAAAGUUAGUGACUCACUUCCUCAUGGUACAUUCAAACGCAUAGCUCAAAAAUACGGCUACACACAUAGAACCAUCAGAGAUUUAUGGAAACGAGCAAUACAAACCAAGGAAGCAAACAAACUAUACAUUGUGGAAUCCAAAUUUGGCACCGUCAAAGGUGUGGAGGUUGAUAAAAAGAGGCGAGAUAAAGACUCAUUCAAAACCACUACACCCGGCUUUAACCGAUGCCAACAAAAUAAGGAGGGUGGAGUGGAUAUUGAGCCCUAUCUAAGAAGACACCAUUCAAAGACACCCGAUUUACAAAGUAAUAAAAUGCAAAGGGUUUAUUUAGCACAUAAAGAAAAGGUACCAUAUAGGGCAGCGAAGUCAUUAAAGUUCAUACCUAAGGCCAUGUUCUUAGGGGUCGUUAGGCCUAGAUGGAAUCAUUUUGGUCAAUGUACGUUUGAUGGAAAAAUUGGAAUUUUCCCUUUUAUCAAUAUGGUGGAAGCACAAAGAGAUUCAAAGAAUCGACCAAGGGGUUCAAUAGAAAUUAAACCAACCGAAUCAGUUAAUCAAGAAGUUUAUAGGAGUAUGCUCGGCUAUACUAAGAAAAUGGCCAAGUGA
Molecule: messenger RNA, 798 nt
Organism: Amaranthus tricolor (Joseph's coat)
Lineage: Eukaryota; Viridiplantae; Streptophyta; Magnoliopsida; Caryophyllales; Amaranthaceae
Exons: 3
Coding region: 1-798 (265 amino acids)
Source: RefSeq, a predicted model, not a curated record